AUGGGUAAAAAAAGAAGAGCAGCUAUUCUCCCGACCAACAUUAUUCUUCUUCAAAAUGUUGUUCGUAGAGAUCCCGGAUCCUACCACGAGGAGUUCCUUCAACAGUACUCCCACUACGAGUCUUUGAGAGACAUCUUUCUCAUGAACCCAUCUCCAGACCAAGGAACAGAAUUUGGCGAACUCAUUGGUUUUGUAUCUGCCGUUUGUAAUUGUUAUCCAAAAGAAACGAAGAAUUUCCCCGAGGAGCUUAGAAACAUUCUUCUCAAUAAUCAUAGAGACUUGACGCCUGACCUCAGAGAGAAGAUAAUCCAGUGUCUUACAAUGCUUAGAAACAAGAACAUCAUCACUGCAGAAACGUUGAUUUCGACGCUUUUCCCCCUUCUUCGAGCUUAUUCUAGUUCUGCUCAGAAUGCAUCAACGAGCUCUCAGAACGCUAAAGCUGUGAGACGCCAAAUUUACAGUACACUCAUUUCUCUUUUGAAAGCAAUGAACACGGGGGCAAAAAAUCAGAAAAUCAAUAGAAUGACUCAGGCUUUGCUUUUUGAGUUGCUUGAGCAAAGAGACGCUCAGGGUUUCUGGGCCACCAAGCUCACAAGAGAGCUCUGGAGAAGAGGUAUUUGGGACGACUCAAGAACUGUGGAAAUCAUGACCCACGCUGCAUUGCAUCCUGAUAUGAAAGUGAGUACCUCGGGAGCGAAAUUUUUUCUCGGUGCUGACAAGGAGAGACAAGAGGCUCUUGAGGAUAAUUCGUCUGACGAGGAGGGUUUUGAUAUGGGCUCAUUGAAACAUAAAAUGCAAAUCAACAAAAAAUCAUCAAAAAGAGCGAAAAAGAUGGAGCAGGCACUUAAGUCGAUGAAAAAGAAAAAUGGAAGCAAGGGCUCAGCAACGUAUUUGAACUUCUCUGCUAUUCAUUUGCUUCGGGACCCACAGGGUUUUGCCGAGGCUCUUUACGAUACACACAUGAGUAACAAGGCUGCCAAUAAGUACGAUUUGGAGCAUAAGAUCUUGUUCAUGAACCUCGUUUCGAGGCUUAUUGGUACACACAAACUUACAGUGUUGGGUAUUUAUUCCUUUUUUCUCAAGUACUUGACUCCCAAGCAAAGAAAUGUCACACAAAUCAUGGCUGCGUCCGCCCAAGCUUCCCACGACUUGGUGCCACCAGAAAACAUUGCUUCCGUUGUGCGCAAGAUUGCUGACGAAUUUGUCAGUGAAGGUGUUGCCUCCGAGGUGGCUGCUGCUGGUAUCAACACAAUUAGAGAGAUCUUGGCUCGUGCUCCAUUGGCUAUUGAUGCUACUCUUUUGCAGGACUUAGUGGAGUACAAGGGCUCUAAAGCCAAAAACGUCAUGAUGGCUGCGAGAUCUUUGAUCUCUUUGUACAGAGAAGUUGCUCCUGAAAUGUUGCAUAGAAAGGACCGUGGUAAAACAGCCUCGAUCGAGCUUCAGCAUGGCGAAAAGAAAGGAUUGCCUCAGUUUGGUGUCGAGUCUACUGUUACUUCCAUUCCGGGUAUCGAGCUUUUGGCUAAAUGGAGAAAAGAGCAAGGCUUGGAAGAUGACGAAGAGAAUGACGAGAACUGGGAGGUUGACGAGGACAGUGACGACGAUGACGUUGAUGGUGAAUGGGUCACCGUCGAAUCGGAUAAGGAAAUUGAUAUUUCCGACUCCGAAGAUGAAAAAGAGAAGAAGUCAGAGGAGGAUGCCAAGGAUGAAAAUGACGAGGAAGAUUCUGACCUUGAUCUCUCUGACAGUGAGAAUGAAGAGACAUCUGGCCCGGUGAAGAAGAAGGCGAAGAUUGCACAACCAAAGGCUGAUGAAGCUGCCGCUGCCGAAAAGGCAAUGACUGAGAUGCUCUCUCUGAGAAUCCUCACCCCAGCGGAUUUUGCUAAGCUUGAAGAGUUGAAGGUCCAGGCUGGUUUGGAGAAGGUACUCGGCAAACAACACAACGAAGAGGAAGUUGAUCUGACUUCUCUUGUUGGAAAGGUCAAGUACAAGCAGCUCAGAGAGGAAAGAAUUGCUCACGCCAAGGAAGGAAAAGAAGACAGAGAGUUUGGUUCGAGAAAGGGUAAGAGAGAGAACCCACAUUCCACCACCAAUAAGGAGAAGGCGAGAAAGAAGAACUUCAUGAUGAUGAUCCACAAGAAGGCCGUCCAAGGCAAGCAGAAGAUGUCUCUUAGGGACAGACAGAAGGUUUUGAGAGCACACAUAACCAAGCAAAAGAAGAAAGGGCUUUAG
Molecule: messenger RNA, 2229 nt
Organism: Candidozyma auris
Lineage: Eukaryota; Fungi; Ascomycota; Pichiomycetes; Serinales; Metschnikowiaceae
Gene: SDA1
Product: Sda1p
Exons: 1
Coding region: 1-2229 (742 amino acids)
Biological process (GO): ribosomal large subunit biogenesis; ribosomal large subunit export from nucleus
Cellular component (GO): nucleolus
Source: RefSeq, a predicted model, not a curated record